This is a messenger RNA of Penicillium malachiteum, 501 nucleotides long. RefSeq names its product MAPEG family protein. Bases 1 to 501 code for a protein of 166 amino acids. The transcript has 3 exons. Gene Ontology annotation, cellular component: membrane. The record is from RefSeq and is a predicted model, not a curated record. Lineage: Eukaryota; Fungi; Ascomycota; Eurotiomycetes; Eurotiales; Aspergillaceae.
AUGUUUUCGUCCUUGGGGUUGAGCUCUAUACCUGGAGUACAGACACCUAACUAUGUAGCCACUUACUUGCUGGUGAACUGGGCUUUGGCAUAUAUCUUUAUGAGUCCACGGGGCGCUAAGAUUUAUUAUGGCGUUGAUAACAAUGUCUCUCCUCGUGAGGAUCUCAGGACUCUUGGCGAAGCCGCUGUUAGGACUGGCAGGCUGGAGCAGCGAGUACUCGACAAGCUGAAGCGCGAGGAGGCUGCGCAAGCUAAUACAAUCGAGGGCUUCAGUCUUUUUGUGGCUUCUAUCUUAAGUGCAAGCUUUGCCGGAGUCCCAGCAGAGACUGUUAACACAAUCGGUAUAUGGUACACUGUUUCGCGCGUGGCAUUCAGCCUUUGCUAUUCACAUAUUCAGACUCAGUCUUGGAGUUAUCUUCGUUCAGCGGCUUGGUGGAGUAGUCAUAUUUGCUGUGCUACUGGGUUGGUCUUGGCAGCUAGAUGCUGUAAUCAAUCUGAAUGA